AUGCGAGGGAACGAAAUAAACUCCAAAGUAAAAUGGAGUCGAAAUGGAUCUGAUAAUACCAGAAUUGAUCCAUAUUUUGAUGAUCCUGAAGCAUCAGUACAUUUUAUCCAGGAUGGGACAGAUGAGGACAGUGAUGAGGAUUGGAUUCGAGCUAAAAAACAUCAACGUAAAGAGUCAACCAAUUUGGAAAAAUGUCUUAUUGCGUUGGUGUUCAUUUUAAUCAUAAUCAUUCUGGUGUUAGCUGCAGUUGGCACGUUUGGAUACUACUAUACUGUCAAUAAUCAGGUAUGUUUGGAACCAGAGUGUAUUGAAAUCAGUUCUUCAAUACUGAGUUAUAUGGAUCUCAACGCAGACCCUUGUGAAGAUUUCUACCAGUAUUCUUGUGGGAGAUUCCUAAAAGAGGUCACCUUACCUGCUGGCACAGCCAAGUGGAGCUCUUUUUCUCGCGUCUAUGCUAAAAUUCAAGAAAUAUUGAAAAAGCUUCUUGAGAGUGAUGACAUCACAUACCAAGGAGAAGAGAACACGGCUGUAACUAAAGCCAAAAAUUAUUAUUCUGCUUGUAUUAAUAAGACUGGUGCUGAACUUCGUGGUCCAACACCAAUGUUGGAAUUGAUUGGUAGCCUUGGCUCAUGGACACUAACGAAUGAUAUAGUAUCUGGAGUGUGGAGUAAAGAAUCAUUCAAAUUAGAACAAUCCAUUGCCAAGGCAAAUAAACUUGGUAGUACACCUUUCUUUGCUAUGUAUGUGGCACCAGAUGAUAAAAACUCCAAUGUUAACUUGAUACAGAUUCAACAAGCUGGUCUGGGAUUGGAUUCCGAGGAUUAUUACUUUGAUAACAACACUGAAAUCCAACGUGAAGCGUACGUUGCAUAUUGUACAGAUGUAGCAAUUUUACUCGGUGCUAACGAGACUUACGCACUUCAGAGAAUGAUAGAAAUAUUUGAAUUUGAAUCACAGCUAGCAAAGUUGUUCACUGAGAAAAUUGACCAGAAAGAUCCAGAAGAAAAUUACCACAAAAUGACCAUUGCAGAUUUACAGGAGCUUGUACCAGCAAUUGACAUGAUGGUAUAUUUUGAUGCUAUAUUUGAAAAUGUGAACGAAGAUGACGAUGUUAUUGUGGUCACGCCUGACUACCUUGUCAAUAUGUCACAACUAAUACAAGAUACAGAUACCAGUCUCUUGGCUGACUACAUCGUCUUACAAACUAUAUUGCAGUUUGUAGGGUAUUUAUCAGAGGCCUUCCUUGAUAUAGUCAUGAGUUAUUUAUCAGUCACUGCAGGGGUCACUGACCUGCCGCCAAGGUGGCAGACUUGCAUAAGCCGGACUGAUGAUUCAUUGGGAUUUGUCACUGGUGCUUUAUAUGUCCAAGAAAAAUUUCCACCUCAUAGUAAGGCAAAGGUUGAAGACUUGGUAACUGCAAUCAAAUGUGCUUUUGAGGAGAAUCUCCCAAAAGUUGCAUGGAUGGAUGAAGUCACCAGAGACAGAGCAAUGAAAAAAGUGGUCUCCAUAAUAGAUAAAAUUGGUUAUCCAAAGUGGCUUGAACAUUCUAAUAAAUUACAAGAAUACUAUGAUAAGCUUGACAUAACGGUGGACAAUCAGUUUGUAAAUAUUGUUGCUGUAACUGAAUUUGGUGUCCAGAUGUUAUUUGAUAAGCUGCACAAACCGGUUGAUAAAUCAGAAUGGGAUAUGUCUCCAGCCGAAGUGAAUGCCUAUUACAACCCAUCCGGCAAUGAGAUGGUCUUCCCAGCAGCUAUUUUACAGAAUCCAUUCUACGACACUAAUUUCCCAAUGUCUAUUAAUUUUGGUGCUAUUGGUAUGAUAAUGGGACAUGAGCUAACCCAUGGCUUUGACAACAUGGGUCGUCAUUAUGAUGAAUAUGGUAACCUAGUUAAUUGGUGGCAAAAUGACUCUGCUAUUGCAUUUGAUGAACAUGCACAGUGUAUGGUGGAUCAGUAUUCUCAAUACCAAGUUGGUGAUAUGCAUUUGAACGGAGCAGCAACUAUUAGUGAGAACAUUGCUGACAAUGGAGGGCUUAAAAUGGCUCACAUAGCAUACAGACAUUGGGUAGAUACUCAUCCUUCAGAUAGAUUGCCACCAGGUUUAAAUUUAACAUCAGAUCAGCUGUUUUAUCUGGGAAAUGCCCAAGUCUGGUGUACAUACUUCACUCCAGAGUCUGCCAUUGAGUCUAUUUAUACUGAUGUACAUAGUAAUGAUAAAUACAGGGUUAUUGGUCCAAUGUCAAACUCACUGGAUUUUGCAGCAGCUUUUGGAUGUCCAGUUGGUAGUCCCAUGAACCCUGAAAAAAAAUGCACUAUUUGGUAA
Molecule: messenger RNA, 2322 nt
Organism: Saccoglossus kowalevskii
Lineage: Eukaryota; Metazoa; Hemichordata; Enteropneusta; Harrimaniidae
Product: endothelin-converting enzyme 2-like
Biological process (GO): protein processing
Cellular component (GO): plasma membrane
Molecular function (GO): metalloendopeptidase activity
Source: RefSeq, a predicted model, not a curated record